Molecule: messenger RNA, 1616 nt
Organism: Dicentrarchus labrax (European seabass)
Lineage: Eukaryota; Metazoa; Chordata; Actinopteri; Moronidae
Exons: 6
Coding region: 172-1230 (352 amino acids)
Biological process (GO): response to bacterium
Source: RefSeq, a predicted model, not a curated record
CUGGUGGUACGACUGCAGAAGCUUCUGUACCUCCUCCAACAUAGCAGCAGGGUGAAUGGACUGUGGUUGGGGACAUAGGUUGUCACUUCAGGCUGGCCAAUCAAAUGCAUUCUUGUGUCUGAAGAGUCAAGGAACCAUCGAUGUUCUUUCAUUCAGCACAGCAGUUUGAACAUGAUGACAUCUCCAGUGUUUGCGCUCUGUCUCACAUGUUUCAUCUUGGGCAAAAUGGUUUCAGCUCAGACGACUGCUCUGACAUUCUCCUCGUCUGUCCGUCAGGAGAGAAAUAUAGUUUCAGUUAAAACUGGGGACAAGUUGACUUUGCAGUGUUUCUAUAAAGGUAAUGUUCCUGUAAGGAUUUACUGGUACAAACACACUCUGGGACAGAAACCAAGACUCAUCUCCAGUUACUCCAAGUAUGACAUAAAUGUCGCUUUUUAUGGUGAAUUCAAGAACAAUCCACGCUUCACACUGGAUACGGAAAAUGGUAAAAUCCACUUGAUGAUCAAAGAUUUACACAUUUCAGAUUCAGGUACUUACUGCUGUGUUCAUUUUUUAUACACAUUAGAAUUUUCUGAGAGCAUUACUGUCAGUGUAGAGGGUUCAGAUUGGAAGAUCCCAGCUUCGGUCCAUCAGUCAGCAUCUGAGAGCAUCCAGCCAGGAGGCUCUGUGACCCUGAACUGUACAGUACACACUGGGACCUGUGAUGGAGAACACAGUGUUUACUGGUUCAAAACCUCUGAAGAAUCUCAUCCAGGACUCAUUUACACCCAUGGAGGCAGGAAUGAUCAGUGUGAGAGGGAACCCGACACACAAACACACACCUGUGUGUACAACUUGCCAAUGCAGAGCCUGGAUCUUUCUCAUGCUGGGACCUACUACUGUGCUGUUGCCUCAUGUGGACACAUACUGUUUGGAGACGGGACCAAGUUGGACUUUGAAGAAAAGGUGGACUCUUCUGUCUUGGUGUAUUUCUUGAGUGGAGCUUUGGCAUUCACCACCAUCCUGGUUGUUUUACUGACUGUCUCAAUGUACAAGAUGAACAAGAGAAGCAGCUGCCAAUCUAAAGAUUCUCAAGCAAGAUUACCAUCUUCCUUCACAGCAAAUGCAGAGGAUCACCAAGAGGCAGACAACCUCCAUUAUGCUGCUUUAAGUGUCAACCUGCCCAACAGAUCAAGAAGACAGAGGAACAGCACCAAUAAUGAAUGUGUGUACUCCAGUGUGAAGCAGUAGAAUAGUGGAUUGUGUAAGGAGUCAGUUUCUUAGAAUCUCUUGGGAGAUGUGACGUAGAUUUAGACGUAGCUCUAGAGGUAAACGUCUGUUGGUAGCUUCCUUGUGGUAAGAUUUUAUAACGUGGAUAUUCUUUGUUGUAUUUUGUCAUGGUGAUUUCCACUGUUACUUUGAUAUCUCACUAAAAAUAAGCCUGUAUUUUAACUCUUAUUAUUUUUGUUAAUAUAGCAGUACAUUUAGGACUGAUUUAUUUUUCUCUGUACGAACUCUCUUGUGCUGUAAGGACCACAACACAAAUAGGAAGUGUUAUUUGUAUUUUAUGCUUCGUCUCUCCAUAUUGUUCCUUUCCAUGUGCAUUAAUGAUCAAAUAAAUCUAUCUAUGAACCAUA